Alternaria atra is the source of this 645-nucleotide messenger RNA. RefSeq lists its product as uncharacterized. NCBI's taxonomy places the organism in Eukaryota, Fungi, Ascomycota, Dothideomycetes, Pleosporales, Pleosporaceae. The transcript has a single exon. Bases 1 to 645 code for a protein of 214 amino acids. The record is from RefSeq and is a predicted model, not a curated record.
AUGAUCAGUGGUCUUACAAAUCUGACCCAUCUGUUCAUUCUAUUCAACGACCCUUUUGAUGACGGGUAUGACUCUAACGACCUUCCACAAAUUUCGUAUGCCCAUAUUACCUCGAGGCUGGAGAACCGCAGUUUAACACAUUUGACUCUGGAAUUCGAAGACACGGCGUAUCAGCUCGCUUAUGAGACGAUGGCCGAGUCUGUCCUAGAGUACAUUCACAAUAUGGAGCCCAUGACCUCGUUUCCUGGAUUACCCAAUCUACGCAAUAUCACGGCUCCACAAGAAGCUUUCUUCUCUGCUGAUGAGGAUUUCGAGACUUGUAAUCUUCCUGCAGCGAUCGAGAGCAUCGGGGUUGUUGACUCAACGUACGAGACGAAGCGCUACAUCAAAUAUAUUCUGGACAACCGGGCACGGUGGCCAAAUUUGAAGCUUGUGAAGCUGGGCGAGGGUACAUAUGAUCACUUGUAUGAACAUCCGGAUGGGAGUGACGAUGAGGACACCAGCGAAAGCGAUGACGAGGACUGGCGGCAACUCUUCGAGGUGGAUGAUUCGAUUUAUGGACAGGCUAAGAGCUGCGGUGUACGGGUAGAGAAGGUGCAAGACAGAACCGUAUGGAAUAAAGGGUGGGAUGAUCUAAACUUGUGA